Scatophagus argus is the source of this 2944-nucleotide messenger RNA. RefSeq names its product myostatin b (gene mstnb). The record is from RefSeq and is a predicted model, not a curated record. NCBI's taxonomy places the organism in Eukaryota, Metazoa, Chordata, Actinopteri, Scatophagidae. Gene Ontology annotation, biological process: SMAD protein signal transduction. Gene Ontology annotation, cellular component: extracellular region. Gene Ontology annotation, molecular function: growth factor activity; cytokine activity. The transcript is spliced from 3 exons. Bases 1771 to 2901 code for a protein of 376 amino acids.
UCUCUCUCUCUCUCUCUCUCUCUCUCUCUCACACACACACACACACACACACACACUUGUCUUCAUUGGCUGUGGAGGAGCUAAGCUAUUCAGACCCUAAUACCACACUGUGAAAAUACCCCACUUAAAGUAAAAGUCCUGCAUUCAAAACACUUAAAGCAUCAAGAGUGAAAGCACUAGAAUGUUCCCUUAUCUGUAAGAUCUCCUGAGCUCAGCCUGGCUUCUGCUUAGUGAUGACGUAUUUUCCAGCCAGUCCAAGAAGCCUUUUAAAGAGUUUGUUUAUCUUGACAAGGAGGAGAAUUUCCUCAACACACACAAAGGAACAGUUCAUCCUUCAGUUUACCACAAACAUUCAACAUCAACACAUCUGGAGAUGCCUGGGUUUCACCGGAAAAGGGGGAUAUGGAAAAAUGUCAUCUGAAGGGAAACUAAAGCUGACAGACGAAUGUAGUGCAGUAAAAAAAAUACAACAUCAGCUGUUGAGACGUAGAGUUGAAGUAUAAAGUACCAGAUUAAAGUAAAAGUAACAAGUGUUUCUUACAUACGAGUAAAGUCUUGCAAUCAAAUUAUUCCUUGAGUAAAAGUACCUGUAUAAACUUGUAAACUGAACAUUUGUGUACUUUAUGACAGCAAACGUAACUGACAGAGAAGCAGAGCCGCACUCUCACAUGAUUGGUGGAACAAAAUGACUGUCAGUUAAACAACCAAUCAGAACUCUCCAUCAGGCCUGCCUCCUCAUUAAGUGGCUUCUUCUCCACAGCGUCCAGCUUUAGAGGUUAGAAGUUCAAUUUUAGUUUUAACUCCAGUAAUAAGAAGUUAAGCCUGUUUUGACUGAGGCUACAUAGUCAUUUUGUUUAUCUGUUUAUUUGUUUUUCUCGGUGGGAGCUGCCUGUAACCGAUUGGUUUGAACUUGCCACACGAUGGCGCCAUCGUCUCAGGUGUUACAAUCAGGUUUCAGCAGCGAGGACCUGAACAAGGUCCUGGACUGAAGAUUUUCUUCAUCUUGGCUGAUUUUCUUUUAUUCCUGUACGCGACGCGACGUGUUUCCAGUUUUAUUUGAUAUGAGUCGAUAAUCAAAACAAGGGAGGGGGGGUCAUGGUCUGGACAAACGGCUCCUGGAGACGGACUAGUCUUGCACUGAGUCAAACAAUCACUCUCUAUUUGUUUUCUCACUGAUUAAAUGCAUUUCCUUUGCAGCUGCAGCUGCAUCGACGUACCUGCAGUCAAACAUAACUCAUAUUUGACGGACCUGUCGUGUCCGCAUCUUUAAAACAAAUCUGUUAAACAACCUUCUUUCAAACCCAAGCUGUGUUCACACACAGCUCAAACUACACACAAACUGUCCUCUCGCUUUUCUUCAUAAUGCGCAUUAACAACACCACCAGGCUGUUCCGCUUUAUUUUGUGUCACACAACCUGCGGUUCGGAACGUGUUAGCGGACGCUGCGCUCCUGCGCAAUCAGUGCAAGAAAAGUGAAUUAAUCCGCGUGUGGACACGUUCAGCACAUGCUCACAGUCUCCAUCCCUGUAUGGUUUGACAACGAAAAAAAGUUUUCAUGUCAGUCGGUCAAAAUUCAUUGUUGCCUGUCCAGCCAAUCAUAGUUUUUGACGACACAAUAGAGGCUAAAGUUGGAGUAUAAAAAGGUGUGCGCUAAUAAAGUAUGAUGCCUAUCAGCGUGGGACAUUAAUCCAAAGCCAGUCCGGUCGCGCAUCAGAUCCGGCACACACCAAGGGAUCUUUUUUCACACCAAACUUUCACACCUUAGAGACAAUGCAUCUGUCUCAGAUUGUGCUGUAUCUUAGCUUGCUGAUUGCUUUGGGUCCAGUAGUUUUGAGUGACCAAGAGACGCACCAGCAGCCCUCGGCCACCAGCCCAGAGGACGCGGAGCAGUGCGCUACCUGCGAGGUCCGGCAGCAGAUUAAAACCAUGCGAUUAAACGCCAUCAAGUCCCAGAUUUUGAGCAAGCUGCGAAUGAAAGAAGCUCCCAACAUCAGCCGAGACACGGUGAAGCAGCUCCUGCCCAAAGCGCCGCCGCUGCAGCAGCUUCUCGACCAGUACGACGUGCUGGGAGAUGACAACAGAGAUGUGGUCAUGGAAGAGGACGAUGAGCAUGCCAUCGCGGAGACGAUAAUGAUGAUGGCCACAGAACCCGAGUCCGGCGUGCAAGUGGACGGGCAACCAAAGUGCUGCUUCUUCUCUAUUACUCAAAAGUUUCAAGCCAAUCGAAUAGUCCGGGCGCAGCUCUGGGUGCAUCUACGCCCGGCGGACGAGGCGACCACUGUGUUCCUGCAAAUCUCCCGCCUGAUGCCGGUCACAGACGGGAACAGGCACAUACGCAUCCGCUCCCUGAAGAUCGACGUGAAUGCCGGCGUCAGCUCCUGGCAAAGUAUAGACGUCAAACAAGUGGUGAGCGUGUGGCUGCGGCAGCCGGAGACCAACUGGGGCAUCGAGAUUAACGCCUUCGAUUCGAGGGGAAAUGACUUGGCCGUGACCUCCACGGAGCCCGGGGAGGAAGGACUGCAACCGUUCAUGGAGGUGAAGAUCUCAGAGGGCCCCAAGCGUGUCAGGAGAGACUCGGGCCUGGACUGUGACGAGAACUCUCCAGAGUCCCGGUGCUGCCGCUAUCCGCUCACGGUGGACUUCGAGGACUUUGGCUGGGACUGGAUUAUUGCCCCAAAGCGCUACAAGGCCAACUAUUGCUCUGGGGAGUGUGAGUACAUGCACUUGCAGAAGUACCCGCACACCCACCUGGUGAACAAAGCCAACCCCAGAGGGACCGCAGGCCCCUGCUGUACCCCCACCAAGAUGUCGCCCAUCAACAUGCUCUACUUUAACCGAGAGGAGCAGAUCAUCUAUGGCAAGAUCCCUUCCAUGGUGGUGGACCGUUGUGGAUGCUUUUGAGUUCAGAUGGAGACGGGGGUUGGGGGUAGAGGUGGGUGGGGGA